Molecule: messenger RNA, 454 nt
Organism: Cladocopium goreaui
Lineage: Eukaryota; Dinophyceae; Suessiales; Symbiodiniaceae
Source: the annotation of a GenBank genome assembly
CUCCGUUCGACCGGUCCGGACAUUGGCCAUUUGGGUGUCCAAGGACAUGAAGGUCAUGGGGGGCUUCCCUAUCUCAGUGCUCACCUUGGGAAAGCAGAAGUGCGUUCUCAUGGUUGGUGAGAAUGAGCAGGUUGAAAGCCUCAAGAUGAAAUUGGAACAAGUGUAUGGCAUCGAAAUGAAGAACCAAAAGGUCUGGUACCAAGGCAAGAACGGAGCUUGCGACGACCUGAAGCCGGGUCGUCGUCUUAAGGACUUUGCCUGGGCCAAGCCGGCACGCAUCGUCGUGGGCAAGCAGCUACCGCCCAAACCCAAGGGCCCGCCACCGAAAUACCGCACCGUGAACGUGUUGCCGCCGGUGCCCAAAUUCCCACCGCCUCAGACGCAGGAGCCCCGCGUGGACGAAGAUCGGCAAGGACGUGAGGCUUGGACAAAGCGAAACUGGGUAGGAAGAUGA